GGGAACUUUGCAUAGUUAACAUCGCUACUUCCGGAUGAGCUGUCGCGCGCUGUUCCUUCAGCGCUGGGCCACUGCACUUCCUCCUCCCCAGAAUAGAGGAACUGAGUGACCACGGCGGGGCUGGCCGGAGCUCGCCCUUCCACGCACCUUUUCGCUUAAUUCGACAUUAAAACAUGAAUUGCUGCACCUGAGGCGUCACUAUCUAGACCGGACAUUUAACUUUUUGGACUUAAGGGCAGCAAUGGCAGGCCGUGGCCAUCAGGGAGAGCUGACCGAAUACAAGAAGAGUCUCAUCAAGCGAGACCUUGAGAUGGGAAUCGUGAUGACUGUGUUCCGUCAGAAGGUGGAGCGCCUAACCGUACAGGUUAUCAUGGAGACUAGACAGGUGGCCUGGAUUCGCACCGCGGACAAGACCGAUGGCGUCUUGGACCUGCAUGAGAUUCGGGAAGUGCGACCAGGAAAGAAUUCUAAGGAUUUCGAGCGGUGUAAAGACAGCAAGGACCAUCAAGAUAAAACCUGUUUCACCAUCUUCUAUGGAAGCCAGUUUGUUUUGAACACGCUGAGUCUGAGUGCUCCCACUGAGGAAGAUGCAGAGAAAUGGCUGAUAGGACUAGAACUGCUGAGGCAAGAGGCACUGGCUGCACCGACACCUGCCAUCAUAGAAAGCUGGUUGAGGAAGCAGAUGUACUCCAUUGAUCAAACUAAGAAAAACAGCAUCUCCUUGAAAGAGUUGAAGUCUCUGCUGCCGCAGAUCAACUUCAAGAUUCCUCAUGCUCGAUACCUGAAGGAUAAGUUUGCGGAGAUUGGAGCCAGGAAAGACGUCUUGGACUUUGAGCAGUUUCACAAGUUCUACAACAUGGUUAUGUUUGAAAAUCAGAAGUGUGUCCUGGAUUCCUUUAAGGAGUCAUGCACAUUUGUCAUGGGUAACACAGACCGACCUGACUCUUCGGCUGUUCUCUUGUAUGACUUCCAACGAUUCCUCCUUCACCAGCAAAAAGAGUACUGGGCUAAUGACCUAAAUCAAGUGAGAGAGCUGAUGACUACGUUCAUUGAUGACACAAUGAGAAAGACCAACGACCCUGAGUUCACAGUCAGUGAGUUCCUCGGUUUCCUGUUCUCCAAGGAAAAUUCCAUCUGGGACAGCAAGUACUCAGAAGUGAGCAAUCUGGACAUGAACAACCCACUUUCCCAUUAUUGGGUCAAUUCUUCACACAAUACGUACUUGACAGGUGAUCAGCUGAGGAGCGAGUCAUCCCCCGAAGCUUAUGUGCGCUGCCUGCGAAUGGGUUGCCGCUGUGUUGAAUUGGACUGCUGGGAUGGGCCAAAUAGUGAUCCUAUCAUAUAUCAUGGAAAAACCAUGACUACUAAGAUCAAAUUUGUGGAUGUGGUUAAGGCCAUCAAUGACCAUGCGUUUGUAGCAUCAGAUUACCCUGUGAUCCUAUCCAUUGAGGAGCAUUGCUGUAUUGAGCAGCAGGAAAAAAUGGCAGACAUCUUUACUAAAGUGUUCAAAGACAAACUAGUGACUGUUUCCAUUGAGCCGAUGGCUGACCAGCUACCCUCCCCCACACAGCUCAAGGGCAAAAUCAUCCUGAAGCAUAAGAAGCUUAGUUCACCAACAGAUGAUCCUGCACGACUGGAUGAUCGCGGUACCCAGCAGAAGGGAGAUAAGCAGGGCAACUUGUACAUUUGGGAUCCCGUUGAUGAGCAAUGGAACCGCCACUACUGUGUAAUCUCUGAUGACAGGCUCUACUACGCUGAAGAAUAUGAUGAAGAAAAAGAGAAGUUAUUGAGCCCAUCGGAGCAGCACUAUUCAGAGCCCUGGUUUCAUGGGAGGAUGUCAGAAGGGAGGCAGACAGCAGAGCGACUGUUACAGGAGUACUGUGCUGAGUCAGGUGGUCGAGACGGAACCUUCCUCGUGCGGGAGAGCAAAACCUUCCUCACAGACUACACCCUCUCAUUCUGGCGCAAAGGAAGAGUGCAGCACUGUCGGAUUCGUUCAGGGUCAGAGGGUGGUCAGCCCUUUUACUUCUUGACUGAGAACCUACAUUUCUCCACUGUGUAUGAGCUCAUACAGCAUUAUCGUGAAAACCCACUACGCUGCUUGGAGUUUGACUUGCGUCUGACUGAUGCAGUGCCACGUCGCGACCCGCAUCUCACAGAGAACUGGUUCUACAGUAAUCUCAGCAGAGGUGAGGCAGAGGACAUGCUGAUGAGAAUCCCACGUGAUGGAGCCUUUCUCAUUCGCCAAAGGGAGAAUAGCGACUCUUUUGCCAUCACCUUCAGGGGUGAAGGGAAGGUCCAGCACUGCCGUAUCCAGAAGGAAGGGCCUUUGUUUGUGUUGGGCUCCUCAACUGAGUUUGAAAGCUUAGUAGACUUGGUCAACUACUACCGUAAGAAUCCCCUCUACCGCAAGAUCAAGCUGCGGUACCCAGUCACAGAGGAGCUGGUGAAAAGAUUCAGCAUGAAGAAAGACUCUGCGUCCAUUUAUGAGAGAAGAAUGUAUGUGGAUCCACAUGAGAUAGAGCCACCAUCGAGCACUGUGAAGGCGCUUUAUGACUACAGGGCCAUGAGAUCUGAUGAGCUCACCUUCUGCAAAGGGGCAUUAAUCCAUAAUGUAGCUAAGUACAGCUCUGGCUGGUGGAAAGGAGAUUAUGGGGGGAAGAAGCAACUUUACUUCCCUGCCAACUAUGUGGAGGAGGUGUCCAAUAAUAAGAUCACAGAGCAGGGUGACCAGGCAAUGGAAGACAAUCCUCUGGGGCAGCUCUGCAAGGGUGUGAUUGAGCUUUCUGAAUGCAGUGUGAAGUCCGCUCAGGGCAAGAAUGGUAUGUCACACGUUUUUACGCUGCUUAUGAAGGAGGAUGAGAACAUGCUGUCCUUCGACAUCAGUGCUGACUCUGUGGAAGACCUGUUUGAAUGGUAUACAGCAGCAUGGGAUGCCACACAGCGCAAGAAUAAUGAGCAAUUCAAGAUCACACAGGAAAAGGAGAUAGAAAAAAAGGAUGCAGUGGCCAAAAAGAUGUCUGACCUGGUAGUGUACUGCCAGCCCCGAAGCAAAGAUAAGGACUGCUUCAAAAGAUACGACUACAAAGAGAUCCGCUCCUUUAUGGAGAACAAGGUACCGCUGAGGGACAGCAAAGUGCGUGAUUUCCUUAGGUACAACCGCAAGGCCCUGAGCCGUAUCUACCCCAAGGGCCAGCGUGUCGACUCCGCGAACUACGACCCCCUCCCGCUGUGGAUUUGUGGCUGUCACAUGGUGGCACUGAACUUCCAGACCGCUGACAAGUUUAUGCAGGUGAACAACGCCCUCUUCAGCCUGAAUGGGGGCACUGGGUAUGUGUUGCAACCAGAGAUGAUGCGCUCAGAUGGCUUCAACCCAAAGAUGCAGCAGGACAAGAAAGUCCAAUACACCGUCACUAUCAGAGUCAUAGCAGCCAGACACCUGCCAAAACCAGGCCGCAGCCUCACCAGCCCAUUUGUGGAGAUAGAGGUUUUUGGUCUCUAUGCUGAGGACAGCAAGUUCAAGACGACAGUCUGCCAGGACAACGGGUUGAACCCAGUAUGGCCAGCACCUCCAGUACCUGUCGAGUUCCUGGUUUGUGAGCCGGAGCUGACCUUUGUGCGUUUUGUAGUCAAUGAAGAGGACAUGUUUUCAGACCCAAACUUUCUGGCACAAGCAACGUUCCCAUUUAAGGGCAUCCGUUCAGGAUACCGCUCAGUGCCUCUGAAAAACGGUUACAGUGAAGACAUCGAGCUGGCUUCCUUGCUUGUUUAUAUUGAUGUGCAAAAAGUUGGGAAAGCAGAAGAGGAGCUGUACUCUUCAUCCUCCCAGCUGCGGAAGAGACAGGCAGAACUGAGCAAUGAGCUCUUCCUUUAUGACACCCAUAGUAACCUGCAGCAUGCCAGCCCAGCUCAUCGGCGCAAUGACAUAAUUCAGGAGCUGUCAAGCACUGAGAGCCAACUAUUGAAAAUCCAAGAAACCAAAGAGAAGGCACCAACUUUUGAAUCCCGCCUCUUGCUGUAGUACCCAUGAUCAAGGAUGAAGGAGAAGAAAAUCUGCAACAGCAAAUUUUACUCCUGAAACUGCAAAGAAACUCAGAACUUCUUUCUUGCUACAAUGUUUUUUGGAUUCAUGAGUGUGCCUUAUUUUAUAUUUAUAUACUUGGUGGUGAAUCCAUUUGGUCCCAGUCUAGGUUAAUUAUACAUGUAAAAGUAGACAGCAGAAUAAAGCUGGAUGUCAAAAUCUAAAA
Messenger RNA from Scleropages formosus (Asian bonytongue), 4247 nucleotides. RefSeq names its product 1-phosphatidylinositol 4,5-bisphosphate phosphodiesterase gamma-2-like. The record is from RefSeq and is a predicted model, not a curated record. Gene Ontology annotation, molecular function: phosphatidylinositol-4,5-bisphosphate phospholipase C activity; protein binding. Bases 242 to 4021 code for a protein of 1259 amino acids. The transcript has 34 exons. Gene Ontology annotation, cellular component: ruffle membrane. Gene Ontology annotation, biological process: positive regulation of epithelial cell migration; phosphatidylinositol-mediated signaling; phosphatidylinositol metabolic process. Lineage: Eukaryota; Metazoa; Chordata; Actinopteri; Osteoglossiformes; Osteoglossidae.